This is a messenger RNA of Scatophagus argus, 2507 nucleotides long. RefSeq names its product succinate dehydrogenase complex, subunit A, flavoprotein (Fp) (gene sdha). Gene Ontology annotation, biological process: tricarboxylic acid cycle; mitochondrial electron transport, succinate to ubiquinone. Gene Ontology annotation, molecular function: flavin adenine dinucleotide binding; succinate dehydrogenase (quinone) activity; electron transfer activity. The transcript has 15 exons. The record is from RefSeq and is a predicted model, not a curated record. Lineage: Eukaryota; Metazoa; Chordata; Actinopteri; Scatophagidae. The coding region runs from base 88 to 2079 and encodes 663 amino acids.
CCCCCAUUUUUGGAAAGUAGUUUGGUCCGGUGCAACAGAAUAUCUGAACCGCCACCUCGCCUCUGAGUCGGUCCCUCAACUGGCAUCAUGGCGAGUGUUCGUGCUGCGUCUCGUCUCCUCUCCAAGAGGAUACUAACUGAAACAAAAUCAGUUCCGGCUGCUGCAGUCCAGGGUUCCCGGAACUUUCACUUCUCCAUCUAUGGCAAGAAGAAAAAUGCAAAAGUAUCAGAUGAUAUCUCUACUCAGUACCCGGUCGUGGAUCAUGAGUUUGAUGCUGUGGUGGUAGGAGCUGGAGGAGCAGGACUCAGGGCAGCUUUUGGUCUGUCAGAGGCUGGCUUUAACACUGCCUGUGUCACCAAGCUCUUUCCCACCAGGUCUCACACUGUUGCUGCACAGGGUGGGAUCAAUGCAGCUCUGGGUAACAUGGAGGAGGAUGAUUGGAGGUGGCAUUUCUAUGAUACAGUAAAGGGAUCUGAUUGGCUGGGAGACCAGGAUGCUAUCCACUACAUGACAGAGCAGGCGCCUGCAGCUGUAGUGGAGCUAGAGAACUUUGGCAUGCCAUUCAGCCGCACUGAAGAUGGGAAGAUCUACCAGAGGGCCUUUGGAGGUCAGAGUCUCAAGUAUGGAAAAGGAGGCCAGGCCCACCGCUGCUGUUGUGUAGCAGACAGAACAGGACACUCGCUGCUGCAUACCCUUUAUGGAAGGUCACUACGUUAUGACACCAGUUACUUUGUUGAGUACUUUGCCCUGGACCUGCUGAUGGAAAAUGGAGAGUGCAAAGGAGUGAUUGCUCUCUGCAUGGAGGACGGCUCUAUUCACCGCUUCAGAGCCCAGAAUACUGUCAUUGCUACUGGGGGUUAUGGAAGAACUUAUUUCAGCUGCACAUCUGCCCACACUAGUACUGGAGAUGGAAAUGCAAUGGUGACCAGAGCUGGGCUGCCCUGCCAGGAUUUGGAGUUUGUACAGUUCCAUCCCACUGGCAUCUACGGAGCUGGUUGUCUGAUCACAGAAGGUUGCCGUGGUGAGGGAGGGAUCCUGAUCAACAGUGAGGGAGAACGCUUCAUGGAGCGUUACGCACCCAACGCCAAAGACCUGGCCUCCAGAGAUGUGGUGUCUCGCUCCAUGACCAUAGAGAUCAGAGAGGGCAGGGGUGUUGGUCCAGAGAAGGAUCAUGUGUACCUGCAGCUUCAUCACCUGCCUCCCCAGCAACUGGCCACAAGGCUGCCUGGUAUCUCAGAGACGGCCAUGAUCUUUGCUGGUGUGGACGUCACUAAAGAGCCCAUCCCUGUCCUGCCUACCGUUCAUUACAAUAUGGGUGGAAUACCCACAAACUACAAGGGACAGGUCAUCACUCAUGCCAAUGGAGUCGACAAGGUGGUUCCUGGACUGUAUGCCUGCGGAGAGGCGGCAUGCGCCAGUGUCCACGGUGCUAACCGACUGGGCGCUAACUCUCUGUUGGACCUGGUGGUGUUUGGCAGAGCUUGCGCCCUCACCAUCGCUCAGGAGCACAAACCUGGAGAGAAGCUGUCCCCUCUGCAGCCCAGUGCAGGAGAGGAGUCUGUGGCCAACCUGGACAAGCUGCGGUUUGCCAACGGAACUAUGAGAACCUCUGAGAUCAGGCUCAAUAUGCAGAAGACCAUGCAGGCGCAUGCUGCUGUGUUCCGUACCGGCUCUGUUCUUAAGGAGGGAUGCGACAAGAUGGAUGCUGUUUAUCAGACCAUGGAAGACAUCAAGACCUUUGACAGAGGUAUUGUGUGGAACACAGACCUGGUUGAAACAUUGGAGCUGCAGAAUCUGAUGCUGAAUGCUGUCCAGACGAUCCAAUCCGCUGAGCAGAGAAAGGAGAGCAGGGGAGCCCAUGCCAGAGAGGACUUCAAGGACCGUGUGGAUGAGUACGACUACUCCAAGCCUCUGCAGGGUCAGGAGAAGAAGCCCUUCGAUCAGCACUGGAGGAAACACACUAUGUCCUACUGUGACCCCAAGACUGGAAAGGUGACUCUGGAGUACCGCCCCGUUAUUGACAGUUCUCUGGAUGAGCAGGACUGCGCCCACGUCCCCCCUGCCAUCCGCUCCUACUAAGAUCUUCACGCCCCCCCCCCCCUUCCCUCUCUGCUCGCAUCCAAAUCACUCAUUUAUUUACUAUUUAUGGCUAUACUUUUAAUGUAAAAGAGCUGACACAUGUAACUAUUUAGAUCAGUUAAAUACAAAACUGAACUUCAUUCCUUCAUGUCACCGUCCUGUUCCUCUGCUUUAUGUGUCUUUUGCCUUCAUUCAGUCUGUUUGCAGCAGAUUUCGGCAUUGUUCUUGUGAACGCUCACUCUGUGUGAGCUGGUCUUCUUUGUAUAUAUAUCAUAAGGCACUCAAGACAAGUUGAUGAUUCCAGCCUCCAGCUGAAGGAAAAAACCAGAACAGUUAAGAUGUGUGGCACCACUGAAGCUUGGCCUUUUGUGAUAACACCACACUCAUUUUCUUGUCUUGCAUUGCAUUAAAUGCUUCUUUAAUUAUAA